Molecule: messenger RNA, 3069 nt
Organism: Pollicipes pollicipes
Lineage: Eukaryota; Metazoa; Arthropoda; Thecostraca; Pollicipedomorpha; Pollicipedidae
Product: rab GTPase-activating protein 1-like
Biological process (GO): regulation of GTPase activity
Molecular function (GO): GTPase activator activity; cholinesterase activity; small GTPase binding
Source: RefSeq, a predicted model, not a curated record
AUGUCCACCGUGUGUUCUACCUGGGGCGCGGCGUCCAUCAACGCGCCGCGCAGCGAGCCCGAGAUCCAGCGCAACAUGGCCAUCCUGAACGCGGAGGAGGCCGGCCGCCAGGCCAUCCCCGUGUGCGUGGCCGUGCCCACCACGCCGCAGGGCUGCGUCGUGGUGUACGAGGAGGAGACGGAGACGGUGAUGACCAGCUUCCCCGUCUACCGGAUCCUGUUCUGCGCCGUGGGUCAGGCGGGCGGCCCCGAGGAGCAGUGCUUCGGCUUCACCUGCUCACGCGGCGACGCCGAAGAGACGGCCAUCUUCCAGUGUCACGUCUUCAAGUGCGCCGCCGCCCGUGCGUCCGGUCGGGUGUUGGGCUGCUUCGCGCGCGCCUUCAGGAAGCAGUCGGCGGAGGGGGCGGCUGAGGACGGCGUGGACGUGGCGCCGCGCACCUGUCGCUACGACUUCGAGCUGUCCGUUGAGAUGCAGGAGGAGGACGCCAAGGGCGUGUACGCGGCCAUCCCGCGCGACAAGGGCGGCUUCAAGCUGCGCUGCAACACGCAGCGCAAGGUGCUGGUGUCGGUGCGGCAGACGAGCGACCUGCUGCCGCCGCUCACCGUCGAGCGCUGCUUCGGCCUGCUGGUGGCGCCCGGCAAGAACGUCAAACACGGCGACAUGACGCUACUGGAGAUGCCCUCCAUGGGCAGCGUGGUGGGUGAUCGGCACUGCUACAGCGUGGUGGGCCUAUGGGACGCAGGCGACCCGAACCUGACGCUGCUCAACCAGGAGACGCCCAAGGAUCUGCCGCUCGUGAUGUCGAUCGGCGUCGACCUGGUCAUUGAGGGCAUCCACGAGCCGGUCAGGUUCCUCCUGGAGUCCCGGGUUCGGAUCUACCCGCAGUCGGAGCGGUUUUGGUACUUCUCCACCAAAAAGCUUCUUCAGAAGUUCUCGCUGCUCGUUAAGAAGACUGGGGAGCAGCUGGAAUUCGAGAGGCUGGAGAACCUGGGCGAGAUGGAGACAUCCAGGAACAUGCUGCUGAGCCUGAACCUGGCGAGCCUGCCCGGACUUGCGGGGCGGUCUCCAAGCGUCACCAGUCCCGGGUCGCCUGGCCAGGAGGAGAGCGACAACGACGACCCGCUGCCGUCGGGCUCGGGCGAGGUCAGCAAGGACUGCGGCGAGGGCGAGCUGGCGCACUGGGGCGACGUCCUGGCCAAGUGGCGCCUCAACCUGGCGCAGCGGCCGCGCGGCCUCAGCGGGCUGGUGAAGCGCGGCGUGCCGGAGGCGCUACGCGGCGAGGUGUGGCAGCUGCUGGCCCGCUGUCACGAGGAUCAGGACAUGCUGGACACGUACAAGAUGCUCAUCACCAAGGACUCCAGCUGGGAGACGGUCAUCCAGAAGGACAUCAACCGCACCUUCACCGGCCACGAGUACUUCCGCGAGGCCGGCGGCGUCGGCCAGGACUCGCUCUUCAAGAUGUCCAAGGCGUACGCCGUGUACGACGCCGAGGUCGGCUACUGCCAGGGCCUCAGCUUCCUGGAGGCGGCGCUGCUUCUGCACAUGCCUGAGGAGCAGGCGUUCUGCGUGCUGGUCCGCAUCAUGUUCCAGUACGGCCUGCGUGAGCUCUUCAAGGACGGCUUCGCCAUCCUGCACCUGCGCUUCUACCAGCUGGACAGACUGCUGGAGGAGCACCUGCCCGAGCUGUGGAGCCACUUCGCCGAGCUGGGCGUCGAGUCGCACAUGUUCGCCUCGCAGUGGUUUCUCACGCUCUACACGGCCAAGUUCCCACUGUACUUGGUGUUCAACGUGCUGGACGUCUUCCUCCUGAAGGACAUGGACUGGAUCUUCCAGGUGGCCAUAGCUCUGCUGCAGGUGUCCAAGAAGGACCUGCUCGGCCUGGACUUCGAGGGCACACUCAAGUUCUUCCGCGUCUCGCUGCCGAAGCGGUACCGCAACGAGGAGAACGCGCGCCAGCUGGUGAAGACGGCCGUGGCCACCAAGGUCAAGAAGCUGCGGAAGUACGAGAAGGAGUACCUGGCCAUCAAAGAGCAGGAGCGGCUGCGGGAGGACCCGGCCGACCGCCUGCAACGCGAGAACCGCAAGCUGCUGGCGGCCAACCUGCGCCUCGAGCACGAGAAUGACGACCUGGCCAUGGAGCUGGUGGCCAGCAAGAUCCAGCUGCGUCGCAACCUGGACGUGACGGAGGAGCAGUGCGAGAAGAUCUCCCGCGAGCUGGUCACCUCGCAGACCCGGCUGGCCGAUACGGAGGAGGAGAAAGCGACGCCUGCUGGACGAGUCGUGUCAGGUGAAGGAGCUGCUGAACGGGAGGUGCAGAAGAGCGAGUCGGAGCUGCAGGGUCUCGUCACCACCGCCUGUCAGUCGUGCUCGGUCAAGUACGCGUCCGGACGGCGGUGCAGCACCCGCUGGCGCGAUCUCUGCGAGGAGGACCCGGUGCGGGCCCGGGACGCGCGCAUCCGGAGCUCGAGCUCGAGUACGUACUUCAUCCUCUACGACUUCAUACAGUUCUUCAAAAAGGACGACCCAAGCUUCCUGGAGAGGUCCAAGUUUUUGGAAAUUAUUGAAGCCAUCUUUGGGUCUUGGGAGGAAAUGGAGAAGCUGGCCAUUAUAUUCCAGUACACCGAUUGGGACCAUAUUGACGACGGAUAUCUCAACCAGAAGAUGCUGGGAGAUGUGGUUGGGGACUACUACUUUGUGUGCCCCACGAACUACUUCGCGCAGUCUUUCGCUGCACAGGGCAUGAAUGUCUACUACUACUUUUUCACGCAGCGCACCUCGCUGAACCCGUGGGGAGACUGGAUGGGCGUGAUGCACGGCGACGAGAUUGACUACGUGCUCGGCAACCCCAUCAACCAGAGCCUGCACUACACGGCGGCCGAGGCCAACCUCAGCCGACGCAUCAUAGAGCACUACGCCAACUUCAUCCGCACGGGGAGCCCCGUCCGUGAGGGCGUCAGCUGGCCAAUAUACUCCCGAAACCAGCCGCAGUACUACAUCUUCGACGGACGCGUGCGGGGGCUGGGCAACGGGGCCGCGCGCCACCGGCUGCGCAUUCUGGGAACGAGAUGA